Messenger RNA from Miniopterus natalensis, 8821 nucleotides. Lineage: Eukaryota; Metazoa; Chordata; Mammalia; Chiroptera; Miniopteridae. The record is from RefSeq and is a predicted model, not a curated record.
UUUCAGGGUAAUCACUUUGAUCAGUAUGAAGAAGGACAUUUGGAAAUUGAACAAGCAUCACUUGACAAGCCUAUUGAAUCGCAGUUGGCCCAUAUUAGCUAAGCAGCCAUGAUCUGCCCAGUUUUUAAAGCCAGGAUAAUAUUGGACAUCGCUUACUCCAGAAACAUGGGUGGAAGCUGGGCCAGGGAUUGGGAAAAUCUCUUCAGGCAUUAUGAUCCUGGACUUGUUGUGGUGAUGGUAAACUUAGCAGUGGUAAUUUUUUAUUUUCAGACUGAAUUACUCCUUUUGUCAUCAGUGCACCAAUAUGUUAGGCUUACUUUCUCUGUUGUAGCCUUCAUCCUUCUGCUUGGUCUUUUUCAUUUUCCUUUCCUUUCCUUAUGCAACUUGUCUGAUCCUCGUUCAUUAAAGGGUAAUGUUAAGAAGGGAUGUAUCUGUUUGUGUUAGAACCGCAAAAAAAAAAAAUCAGUUAAAACAUUAAAUUCUAAUACUGUCAAAAACUUGAUUUCCCCACAACGUAAUGGGCACUAGCACUUGCUACUGCAAUUUAUAAAUAAAUUAAAACAAACUUUGACUGCCUUAGAAGGCAAAAGUACUAAUGCAGAGUUUAUAAACAGGGGUUUACAGAGGUAAUGAAUUUGUACCAAAACUUUCUUGAUUCUUGCAUAACAAAUUCUGACAGACCAAAAAAGAUACCAAAACAACAACAAAAGUAAAUUCCUUUGUCAUUUUUUUUCCCAAUUCUUUCAUUGGACCAUUUGUUUUUACCAGUAAAUCCCUGAUUGAGACGUUAUGAAAGUGAUAUUGCACUUAGGAAGUCAUUUUUAUAACCUGUCUUAAUUUGGUCCUUUUGCUAAAGAUUGCAGUCACUGCUUAUUUAUUAUACCAUUGGGCAUAAGGUAGUAAUGCAUUUUCAUUUUGUUUAACUGGCAGUCUUUAAUAGUAUCUAAAAGAAGGCUGUAUUUUAGAACUUUUUCCUGGCAUGAGAUGUUCUUUAUUUACUUACACUUUUUUCACUAUAAUAAUUAUUCCUAAUUAUCUCCUUAUUGUUUAAAACAUAAUGGGAUAUUGGUGAUAAGUAAACUUCUGAAUUUGUUUUUCAUUAUUUUUUAAAGAUAAAAACUAAUUCCACAAAUAUAGAGCAACUAGAUACAAGUGGUUUCUGGUCACUUUGAAAACAGUUUCUUCUUUUUUGUCCAAGACCAAACCUAGUCAUGAUCAUGGCAUUUGUUGUUAUUAUUUUUUUUAUUUGGUUUUGGUAAUACCUCAGAUUUAGGCUGACAAAACUUAACUUUUAGCCCAAAGGUAUAAUAUAUAUGUGUGUAUAACAAAAACAAAAAAUAAAAAAACAAUUGUUUACACCAGCCUGAGUGAUACGAUGAGGGAAGUAAACAUUGUGUUUUUUCACUAAAGGUGUACAACGGAUAAGGUAAGUCCUCUUUAUCAGUGAGCUUACAUCACAAUAAACAGCGCAAGUUGUGAUGUAAAACAGCUGUGGUAGUAAAGUGCUUGUCUGCCCCAUUUUGCUUUGUUUGGCUGGUUAUGAGUGGAUUAAAUAUACAUUUUAAAAAAUCUCCAGCAUAGAUCGACUAGUUUAAAGUCAAUUUUCUUCGCAACUAGUCCUUUUCACAGCUUACCGAUUACCACAGCCAGUGUUAAAUCCACUCUGGAAAAUGGGACCUCAGUGCACCAGUUCAAAAGAAACAUUGUUCUUUGUUUCUAAAGGCAACUAACUGUUGCUUGUUAUUUAAAUUUUUCAUAGCCCCACUUACCUGUAAAGCAUCUUUUGAAAACAAAAAAAUGUUAAACAUACUGAGUUGCAGUUACAGAGUUUUCCUGUAUCAUGUUUGAAACUGUUCUUUUUGAUUUAAGCAUGUCAGUUGAAAUAUUACCAGUUUUAAAAGUGUGUGUGGGAGGAUGUCAGUGGACAGUAAGAGUGAAGUGAUUCUUGAUGAAAAGUUAUUUUAAACCUCCUGGUGCCAUUGCUUAGAAGUGUUUUCUUUACAUUACUUAAUUUUGCCAUAGUAAUCUGGAAUUGUUCUCACUGGAAGGACAAUCAAGGUGGUUAGUUGGGCUUUUAAACUGGGAGAGGUAGGUUUGGUUGUAAGCUGUGAGAAUGGCUUGUGUUUGGUUCACUGUAGCUUUCUGGUCUCUGCACUCCAAGGCAAGAUCUCUAACCACCCAAACCCAAUGUGUAAAGUGAGCUGUUGGCUUAGCUUUGCAUCUUACCUUGAUUAUGUAUGUGUUCCUGUUACAGGGAGAACAGAUCCCAUUCCGAUUGUUGUCAAAUAUGAUGUCAUGGGCAUGGGUCGCAUGGAAAUGGAGCUCGAUUAUGCCGAAGAUGCUACCGAAAGGCGCCGUGUCCUAGAAGUAGAAAAAGAAGACACAGAAGAAUUGAGACAGAAGUACAAGGAUUAUGUUGACAAAGAGAAGGCAAUUGCCAAAGCGUUGGAAGACCUCAGAGCCAACUUUUACUGUGAACUCUGUGAUAAGCAGUAUCAGAAACAUCAGGAAUUUGACAACCAUAUCAAUUCCUAUGAUCAUGCACACAAGCAGAGAUUGAAAGAUCUCAAGCAGAGAGAGUUUGCUCGAAAUGUUUCUUCAAGAUCCCGCAAGGAUGAGAAGAAACAGGAAAAAGCCCUUCGGCGACUCCAUGAAUUGGCAGAGCAAAGAAAACAAGCUGAAUGUGCACCUGGAAGUGGUCCUAUGUUCAGACCAACCACAGUGGCUGUAGAUGAAGAAGGUGGAGAUGAUGAUAAAGAUGAAUCAGCUACAAACAGUGGCAUAAGUGCCCCUGCCACUUGCGGACUGGGAUCUGAAUUCUCUACAGAUAAAGGAGGCCCUUUCACUGCAGUACAAGUCACUAAUACCACUGGACUGGCACAGGCUUCUGGGUUAGUCUCCCAAGGGGUCAGCUUUGGCAUUAAGAAUAAUCUGGGUACCCCAUUGCAGAAAUUGGGAGUGUCAUUUUCUUUUGCCAAGAAGGCUCCUGUCAAACUCGAAUCAAUAGCAUCAGUUUUCAAGGACCACGCAGAGGAAGGGACCUCUGAGGAUGGAAUAAAAGCUGAUGAGAAAGGUUCUGACCAAGGACCGCAGAAGGUGGGAGACUCUGAUGGUGGUAGUAAUCUCGAUAGUAAAAGAGAGGAUGAAGACCCUCAGGAUGGAGGGUCUCUUGCCUCAACAUUGUCUAAGUUAAAAAGAAUGAAACGAGAAGAAGGAGCUGGGGCUACAGAGCCAGAGUAUUACCACUACAUCCCCCCAGCACACUGCAAAGUAAAACCUAAUUUUCCCUUCCUGCUCUUUAUGAGAGCCAGUGAACAAAUGGAAGGUGAUAAUAGUACACACCCAAAGAAUGCCCUAGAGAGCAAAAAAAGCAAUUCUCCCAAGCCUAAACGUUUCAAGGCGGCAGCAGGCCCAGGAGCAGAAAAGACAGUUAGUGAAGUCUCCGACCAGCAGACAGACACUGGUGUGGCUGAGCCCUCAGAACCUGGAAGCAAAGCUGAAACAAAGAAGGCCUCAGGAGGGGAUAUAAGUGAGCAGGGUUUAGAGAGUCAGAGUCAGAAGGCUUCAGUGAUCCAAAUGUGUGAGUCUAACCCUUCUAAAGAAACUUCUCAGACCACCCCACCAGGGAAAGAAAGCCAUGAGGGACCCAAACAUCCUACUGGUCCCUUCUUUCCAGUUUUGAGCAAAGAUGAAAGCACUGCCCUCCAGUGGCCAUCAGAACUAUUGAUUUUCACCAAGGCAGAACCCUCCAUUUCAUACAGUUGUAACCCUUUAUACUUUGACUUCAAACUUUCAAGGAACAAAGAUGCCAGAGGUAAAGGGACAGAAAAACCAAAGGACAUAGGAGGCCCUUCAAAGGACCAUAUCCAAGGCCUUGAUCCUGGUGAGCCAAAUAAAAACAAGGAAGGAGAGAACGUAGAACAUUCCUCAGGAGACAAAAUGGAUGCACCUGCUUCAGGAUCUGCCUGUAGCAGCUUGAAUAAGCAGGAGCCUGGCGGCAGCCAUGGAUCAGAAACAGAAGACACAGGGAGAAGCCUUCCUAGCAAGAAAGAACGGUCUGGGAAGUCACACCGACACAAAAAGAAAAAGAAGCACAAAAAAUCCAGCAAACACAAACGGAAACACAAGGCUGACCCAGAAGAGAGAAGCUCUAAGGUUGAGUCUGGGGAGAAGUCUAAGAAGCGCAAGAAACGAAAACGAAAGAAGAAUAAGUCAGCCCCAGCGGAUUCUGAGCGGGGACCCAAACCAGAACCCCCUGGGAGUGGUAGCCCUGCACCACCAAGACGGCGGCGGCGAGCUCAAGACGAUUCCCAGCGGAGAUCCCUCCCCGGUGAAGAAGGGAGCAGUGGCAAGAAGGAUGAAGGUGGAAGUGGUGGCAGUUCUCAAGAUCAUGGUGGGAGGAAACAUAAAGGUGAACCUCCAACUUCGUCCUGCCAGCGAAGAGCUAGUACCAAACGGAGCAGCCGGUCCAGUCAUCGGAGUCGGCCCAGUAGUGGAGACGAAGAUAGUGAUGAUGCUUCCUCACGCCGGCUGCACCAGAAGUCUCCAUCCCAGUACAGUGAGGAGGAGGAGGAAGAGGAGGAGGAGGAAGACUCGGGCAGUGAGCAUUCCCAUAGCCGCUCACGGUCUGGCCGGCGCCAUUCCUCACACCGUUCCUCCCGCCGUUCUUACUCAAGUAGCUCAGAUGCUUCUUCAGACCAGAGCUGCUAUAGUAGACAGCGCAGUUAUUCUGAUGACAGCUAUAGUGACUAUAGCGACCGAUCACGAAGGCACUCAAAGCGCUCCCAUGAUUCUGAUGACUCAGACUACACCAGCUCCAAGCACCGGUCCAAACGGCACAAAUACUCAUCUUCUGAUGAUGACUAUAGCCUCAGUUGCAGCCAGUCCCGAAGCCGGUCUCGGAGUCAUACCAGGGAGCGCUCAAGAUCCCGGGGCCGCAGCCGCAGCAGUAGUUGCAGUCGCAGCCGGAGCAAACGGAGAAGCCGUAGUACCACAGCCCACAGUUGGCAGCGAAGCCGGAGCUAUAGCCGGGACCGCAGCCGUAGCACCAGAAGCCCUUCCCAGAGAUCAGGCUCCAGGAAGGGAUCAUGGGGUCAUGAGAGCCCUGAGGAGAGGCGUUCUGGUCGUCGAGACUUCAUUCGCUCUAAAAUCUACCGCUCCCAGUCUCCUCAUUAUUUCCGAUCAGGCCGGGGAGAAGGCCAUGAGAAGAAGGAAGAUGGCAGAGGAGAUGAUGGUAAAGGGACAGGCCCACCCUCUCAGAACAGCAUCGUUGGCACAGGAAGGGGAUCAGAGGGUGACUGCAGCCCUGAAGAUAAGAACUCUCUCACUGCCAAACUGCUCCUGGAGAAGAUCCAGUCAAGGAAAGUGGAGAGGAAACCCAGUGUGAGUGAGGAGGUGCUGGCCACCCCUAAUAAAGCUGGGCUAAAGCUCAAGGACCCCCCACAAGGUUACUUUGGGCCCAAACUCCCCCCCUCUCUUGGCAGUAAGCCUGUCCUUCCACUGAUAGGGAAGCUGCCAGCUACCCGAAAGCCCAACACCAAGAAAUGUGAAGAGUCUGGCUUAGAAAGGGGGGAAGAGCAAGAACAGUCAGAGACAGAAGAAGGGCCUCCAGGGAAUAGUGAUGCCCCAUUUGGACAUCAGUACCCCUCAGAGGAAACAGCUGGCCCCUUAUCAGACCCACCUCCAGAAGAGCCAAAAUCUGAAGAAGCUACUGCUGAUCACCCUGUGGCUCCACUAGGCACCCCAGUGCACUCUGAUUGCUAUCCUGGGGACCCAGCCAUCUCCCAUAACUACCUCCCUGACCCCAGUGACGGGGACACCCUAGAGUCAUUGGAUAGUCAGCCAGGCCCUGUGGAAUCUAACUUGCUGCCUCUAGUGCCAAAACUUGAGCACUUCUCCAGUUAUGCACCUCCCAGUGGGGAGCCUAGUAUUGAGUCAGCCGAUGGGGCCGAGGAUGCUUCCCUGGCCCCCCUGGAGAGCCAGCCCAUCACCUUCACACCCGAGGAGAUGGAGAAAUACAGCAAACUCCAGCAGGCCGCACAGCAACACAUCCAGCAGCAGCUUCUAGCCAAGCAAGUGAAGGCCUUUCCAGCCUCUGCUGCCCUGGCCCCAGCCACUCCAGCCCUACAGCCCAUCCACAUUCAGCAGCCGGCCACAGCCUCUGCCACCUCCAUCACAACUGUUCAGCAUGCCAUCUUGCAGCAUCAUGCCGCAGCAGCUGCUGCUGCCAUUGGCAUUCACCCCCACCCUCAUCCCCAGCCACUCGCCCAAGUACAUCAUAUUCCCCAGCCCCACUUGACCCCCAUUUCCUUGUCCCACCUCACUCACUCAAUCAUCCCUGGCCAUCCUGCCACCUUUCUCGCUAGCCAUCCCAUUCACAUCAUUCCCGCCUCGGCCAUCCAUCCUGGACCCUUCACCUUCCACCCUGUCCCACAUGCUGCCCUCUACCCUACCCUACUUGCCCCACGGCCUGCUGCAGCAGCUGCCACUGCCCUCCACCUUCACCCGCUUCUUCACCCCAUCUUCUCAGGUCAGGACCUGCAGCACCCCCCCGGUCAUGGCACAUGAGUUGAGGGAUGAGAGCCCAGGUAGGACCAGGGAAGGUGAUCUAUAAGUCUUCCCUUAGGGCUGUUGAGCCAUUAAUACCAGCAAGUAGAAGCUGGGAUGGGCAGUGUCUGAUAGCCAAAGAAUCGAGUUUUGGCUUGCAGGGGUGGUUUUAGAUUUUGGGGUUUGCUUUGGGUUCACUAUCAGGGAUUUUCCCCCCUUUCCUUUUGUCCCUCUCUCUCUUGUCUUUCUAGGCUAGGGAACACCAGUAAGUGCUACCCACCCCUCUGCGGCAACAUCUCCAGAUGGGCAAGUUUAGAUACUUCCCUCCUCCCUCUACUUUUUAACCUCUACUCUUCCCUUCUAUAAAUUUUAAAAUACUUUCCUCCUCUCUGGCUGGCGGGUUGUCCAUCUGAUCCUGCCUUCCCAUUGUCUUUGACCAUCCCUUGGUGACCUUGUGUUGUCCUGGGUGAGGUGGAAAGGGAGUCAGACCUGGAAUCAGAUGCUACUCAGGCUGUUUUUCGAUCCACUUCCCACAUAAGGAGCCACACAUUUGGCACUGUUGUCCUCGUGUCCCUCAUCCCAGAAGAGACAUCGGAAUAUCCCAGAAAAAAGAUCCUAUCAUGAUUACAAGCUAUGCGGAACAUAGAGUCGCCCCUGUGCUUCCCCAGAGAGGAGCUUGUAUGUUUGAAGGGUGUAUUUUCUUCUGUCAUGUUGAUGUUUCCUUCUUAAUUUAUAGGAUUUUUCUUUUUAAUGUAAAAAAAUUGCACUGAACUCUAUAAACGUAAAUGCUGCUUUUUGUAGCUCAUAAAAAAGGUUCCAUAUUUGUAGUAUACUGCAAUAAUAUUUUUUACAUCCAGCUCUUUAAGUGAUCCUUGUUCUGGUGGCUUUGUGUAAAUAUGUUUGCCCUAGUUGAAUUAAGAAACUAAAAGUUAUAAAAUGAAAACAAAAAAUAAAGUAUUUGUUUUCUGCUAGAUGCAAAAUUGACUAAGCAUGUAUAUUUUAUCAAACUCAUGUAUUUUUUGAAGUUAUGUACUAUAAAAAUGCUAAAACAAAAAAGAACAUUGUUUAACAUUUUUGCUGAGACAAAAUGUUCAGUAAUUUGCAUUAAGUGUUGCCUCAGCACCGGGAUUUUUGAACUAAUGGACAUCAGUCAGCUGGGGGUGUCAGGAAUACUCAGCUAUGACAGUUUCCCUCAUGUGCUUUGCUGUUUUAUACAGAGAAACAGGUGGGCCCCACAGAGGAGGAAGAAGUACAAGAGCUUUAUUUGAAAGCAGUGAGAUAGGUUGAGAGUGAUUGGGGGUUUCCUGGGUGCCUUGUUCCAGGCAGUCCAUUUGCCUUCCUAGUACUUAGCCUCCUCUGAUAUUUUUUUUUUUAAUGUGCCUUUUGGGUUGGCUAGAAACAAAUAGAAGUAGACUGGGGAAUGAUGGAGUUGGGACAGUUUUCUUCCUCCUUUUGUUGGGACAUGAGCACACGUGUAGAUACUGCAAAUUCUUUUGCUUCAUAAUUUCCAUGCCUUUAGCCCAGUUUUGCUUAAGCAGUAAAGAUUCCCUUUCUCUCUUCUGUGACACCAGGACACCUACUAGAGGAAGUACCACCUCAAUUCUUCCUCCUCUUGCCUUUCACCCAGGCUCUCAGACCUAAUUAACACACUGACCCAAAGGGGUUUAUAUUGCAGGUUUCAUCUUCUGUGGUGUAGUUAGCAGUACCCUGUUUGGCAUUUCCCUACCUAUUCCUGUGGCUAGAAUUGGUUGGGUGGUCACCUAACAGGAAAAACAAACCCUACUUACCUGUGUUCUGCCAUCUAGAAUUCUCAAAUGAGAAAGAUUUUGAGUUUAUGAGAAGCAAGUGCUGAGCAGACAAGGCUCUUGACUGAGCCUCAUACCUGUUAAGUGUUCCUCGUGUGAUUCAGAAGCAUCACUUUUUUGAUAACUAGCACUGGAAAAAUGAAAUGUCUUUGACGUGAGGGGACUCAUUUUUCUUUGUUUUCAGCCCAUGUAAAUAAUUUAAAUAAUACAGUAUUAACAUUUUUGUGCUAUUACCCAUUAGCUUGUAGUUCGAGCCAUACUCUGGCUGCCUCUACCUUCCCGGGGGGCAGUUUUCUUUAACUUCCAGAAUAGUGAUUUUAAAACAUAAAAAAGAAAGAACAACAAAAUAGCCUAUCCUUCCUUACAAGCAUAACAGAUUGUAUUUAACUUUAUCACAUAUGAUAGAGAUAUAUAUGCUGUAAAAUUAGGGAAAGGAACUUUCUAAUAAACCAAUGAUUUGUGGAAACUUA